UUUAAUGGUAGAGUGGUAACGUUCUUCUUGAGAACAGAAGGAACACGCGAUACAGCACAAAAAUGGCUCCUCGAGACCGCAAGACGAGCCGAUCAAAAGAUUUCCUCCUGAGCUCAGGAACGGCAGCCGUGCCGGUGAAGUCACGCAGCGCCGUCCCGGACACGCCGCCGGUCCUGUUCGCGUACGGGGCGCUGCCGUACCAGCAGAGCGGCGGGCGGCGGAGGUGGCGCGAGUGCACCGUCGUGCUGGGCGCCGUGGCCAUGGUGGCGCUCUUCCUCACCCACGCGCUCCUCCCAAGGGCCAGCGUGUUGUCCGAGGAGACGCGCGGGCAGGCACGAGCGGACCAGAACAUCAUAGUCGCUGCCGGCGCCGAUGCCGACGGGUUCCCGUGGAGCAACGAGAUGCUGCAGUGGCAGCGAACCGGGUUCCAUUUCCAGCCGGAGAAGAACUACAUGAACGAUCCAAACGCUCCCAUGUACUAUCGUGGACGGUACCACUUCUUCUACCAGUACAACCCCACCGGCGUCGUCUGGGGCAACAUCACGUGGGGCCACGCCGUGUCGCGGGACCUGGUCCACUGGCGCCACCUCCCUCUCGCCAUGGUGCCCGACCAGUGGUACGACAUCCACGGCGUUCUCACCGGCUCCGCCACCAUACUCCCCAACGGCACCGUCAUCGUGCUCUACACAGGCAAAACCGACACCUCUGCUCAGGUCCAGUGCCUCGCCCUUCCCGCCGACCCGGAUGAUCCCCUCCUUGUCAACUGGACCAAGCAUCCCGCCAACCCUGUCAUCCUCCCGCCCCCCGGCAUCGGCCUCCAGGACUUCCGCGACCCCACCACCGCCUGGUUUGACCGGUCUGACCUGACAUGGCGCACCCUCAUCGGCUCCAAGGACAACAACGGCCACGCCGGCAUCGCCUUGAUGUACAAGACCAAAGACUUCAUCAGGUACGAGCUCAUCCCCGAGGUGCUCCACCGCGUCGAGGGCACCGGCAUGUGGGAGUGCGUCGACUUCUACCCGGUCGGCGGCAGCAACAAUUCCUCCGAGGAGGCGUUGUACGUGUUGAAGGCGAGCAUGGACGACGAACGACAUGACUACUACGCGCUCGGGAGAUAUAAUGCGGCGACCAACACGUGGACGCCGUUGGACCCAGAGCUGGACGUCGGGAUCGGGCUGAGGUAUGACUGGGGAAAGUUUUUCGCUGCCACGUCUUUCUACGACCCGGUGAAACGGCGGCGCGUGAUGUGGGCUUAUGUCGGCGAGACCGACUCCUUGAGUGCCAACGUUGCCAAGGGAUGGGCUUCGGUCCAGACGAUUCCGAGGACGGUAGUGUUGGAUGAGAAGACCCGGACGAACCUCCUCCAAUGGCCGGUAGAGGAGAUCGAGGCCCUCCGCUUCAACAGCGCCGACUUUGGCGUCAUCACUAUCCACACUGGAUCCAUCAUCCCUCUCCGCCUCCGCCAAGCCACUCAGCUUGACAUCGAGGCCUCCUUUCGCCUGGACGCUUCCGCUAUUGCCAUCAUCAACGAGGCUGACAUCAACUACAACUGCAGCACCAGCGGUGGAGCCUCAACCAUGGGCGCACUUGGUCCCUUCGGCCUCCUCAUCCACGCUACUGGUAAUGGUGGCAGCGAACAACUCGCGGUUUACUUCUAUGUAUCGAGGGGCCUUGACGGGGCACUCCGAACCCACUUCUGCCAUGACGAAUUGUUGUCGUCUCGGGCGAAUGAUGUCAUGAAGAGAGUGGUGGGCAGCACGGUGCCAGUGCUCGAUGGCGAGGCUCUAUCUGUGAGGGUGCUCGUGGACCAUUCGAUUGUGGAGAGCUUCGCGAUGGGUGGGAGGUUGACGGCCACGUCGCGGGUGUACCCAAUGGAAGCCGUCCACAUGGCAGCGGGGGUAUACCUUUUCAACAACGCCACAGGCUCCUCCAUCACCGUCGAGAAGCUUGUAGUUCAUGAGAUGGCCUCGGCAUCUUACAACCAGACUUUCGUGGCCGACGACGACUCGUAGCUUCAGUAACCUAUAUACUAAUCUGGUAAUGGGGUUAGGAUCCUCUGUAAUAGUCCACCAUGCAGUACGGUCACUGCCGUGUGGACCCAGCCCCAAAUGUCAUCUGCACUAUAGCACCAUACAGUACCGCAGAGGAUCUCAACCUCUGGCAAUGAGGGUCACUUGCCUCCAAACUAUGACUCCUAUGAUAAUAACGACGGCUAGUACCUAUACUGGAGUGUUAUGCGCGCCUUAUUGUGCGGUUUUUCUGUUAGGUGUGUUUGUCUUUUUUUUUAAUAUUA
Messenger RNA from Triticum urartu, 2293 nucleotides. Its product is annotated as sucrose:sucrose 1-fructosyltransferase. The record is from RefSeq and is a predicted model, not a curated record. Gene Ontology annotation, biological process: carbohydrate metabolic process. Gene Ontology annotation, molecular function: hydrolase activity, hydrolyzing O-glycosyl compounds. Lineage: Eukaryota; Viridiplantae; Streptophyta; Magnoliopsida; Poales; Poaceae.